AUGGAUACGCUCUUAACAGCGGAGAUUGUCGUGAACUCCCCACGGUUUCGACGGAAGUCGUCGACGUUUGUCGAUGCUAUCCAUGACUUACCAGAAAAGGCCGAUCUUGCCCCAGCUCAGCUAUAUAGCACUGAGUCUGGUAGGCUUUUUCACUCAGGUCGGAUUGUCAUUAUUACUGUAGGCCUCCCCGCGAGAGGCAAGACGCUAGGUGUCAAAACCAGGAUAUUCCAUCUAGGAGACUAUCGACGAGCUACUAUUCCCCAUGGGGAAGACAUCCCGGAUGAUUACUUCUUCGUGAAUGCAUCUGCAUCGUCAGUUCUUCUUAGACAGAAAAUAGUAAAGAGGUGUCGUGAGGAUAUAUAUCAGUUCCUAAACGAGGAAAAUGGCCAGAUUGCCAUCUACGACGCUGUGAACCCAUCGGCCGCUGGGCGGAGAUCUCUCGCAAAUGAAUUUGCCAAACAUGAGAUCGAGACAUUAUUCAUCGAGUCGUGGUGCGAUGACUAUCGCAUCAUUGAGGAGAAUGUCCGCAGGGUCAAGAUAUCAUCACCAGAUUAUGUGGGUUGGACAUCUGAGGAUGCUGUCAAGCACUAUUUGGCUCGGAUAUCUGCCAGAAUCCCCCAGUUUCAUACCAUGGAAGAAAAAGAUCUCAACUAUAUCAAGAUGAUAAAUGCGGGGGAGAGACUGAUUGUCAACAACAAAAGUUUUGGUUACCUGUCAAAUCGGAUAGUGUUCUAUCUUCUCAAUCUUCAUAUCAAGACGAGACGCACAUACUUUGCUCGGGCUGGUGUCUCGGUGGAUGCCAAUUCCUAUAAGGCAGAUGGCCCUCUGUCCGAAAAGGGGCAGGAUUAUGCUAGAAAAAUGACCGAAACUCUGCUGAACGACAGAGAAUCCGAAAAGCAGGCAAUCAUUGAUCAAGGAGAGACCGACUAUGAGCUUAAGCCUUUGACAGUUUGGACUUCUACGAGACACCGAACAGUCGAGACUGCAAAGGAUUUGCAUGAAAAGGGGUACAAAGUUCGGCAGAGAUCUCAGCUGAGCCAGCUGAAUCCAGGCGUUUGUGAAUUGAAGUCUGAGAGAAGAAUUCGGGAAGAAUACCCGGAUGAAGUGGCUAAGCAUGGGCUUGACCCUUAUCACCAUAGAUAUCCCCGGGCAGAGUCAUACCAUGAUCUUGCUGUGCGACUUGAACCGAUAAUUUUGGAACUUGAAAGGGAACAGAACGACCUGCUAAUCAUUGCCCAUGAGAGUGUGCUUAGGGUUCUGUAUGGUUACCUCAUGGCGUGCAAUGCCGCGGAUAUUCCAUUCUUAGAAUUUCCCCGCGACGAAAUAAUAGAAAUAAUUCCCGAGAGUUACCAAAACGAGGCCCGCAGGAUCAAAAUUCCCGAUCUGCCAACUGAGAUCAUUCCUGGGUCACCCCAAGACAUUGAGAUCCCGGUCCCUCCUAGUGGUGUUAAUACCCCUUCAGUCCAAGGUAUCGGGUCUCCGAAUGACGGCGUAUUGACGCCGCAAGGUGCACCAAAUCCCUCCUUCGCCGACUUUAUGGUCUCCAUCACCACCGAAUACAUUAGCGUCGGCGGAAAUAGGCACCCCGCCGCCGCGGAUUGGGAUGUUCAGUCCGGCAUCCUGGCCUACGGUGCAGAUAAUAAUGUAGCCUUGUGGGAUCCUCUGGAAGAAUCAAAUCGUGGUGUCUAUUCGCUUCUCGUUGGCCAUACGGACAAGGUCAGCGUCGUCCGAUUUUAUACCUGUCCCAAGACAGGAACAAAGCUCCUCAUAACUGGCUCUGUCGAUUGUACCGUGCGCUUAUGGAGAGCCGAACCAACUAAUCACAGGCAAUUUGCUCAUGUGCUUGCUUUGACGGAUCAUACGGGCUCAGUCAAUGCUAUUUCUAUAAACGAAGGCCUUGACAUUAUCGCAACGGGAGGAGCUGAUGGAACCAUCAAGAUAUGGAGGAUACAUGCCGGAGAAUCUGUGGGAGGUGAGCUGUUGGAGAGUAUACCAAUGAAGCCGCGUUAUUUCCCGCUGGCACUGGCAUUAGCCCCGCUUCCGACAGAAACACAAGACAGGCCAGCGGCACUGGCGGUUGCUGGCACCACCGAUAAUGUGCAAAUAUACGUUGCCGCAGAUACUGUUACGACGCCACACUUCAAAAUGUCUGCUACACUUUCCGGCCAUGAGGCCUGGGUGCGUUCUCUUUCUUUCACUGCGGACAUGCAGAGCAAGACAGGUGACCUUUUGCUUGCCUCCGCGAGCCAAGACAAGUAUGUUCGACUAUGGCGACUCAAUCGUGGAGAGGCUGCGGCUGCAGGACCGAAUGAAGACCCUGUUCUGGGCGGACUCGAACCGACAUUGUCCAAUAAAGCCCAUCAGUUCGACGCGGCAGGCUCUAAGUAUUCCAUGACGUUCGAGGCCCUCUUAUUCGGCAACGAAGAUUGGAUAUAUACUACUGCGUGGAAUCCAAACCCCGAGCGCCAGCAACUUCUCACUGCAUCCGCAGACAAUACUUUGACUAUCUGGGAGCAGGAUCCAGUAUCCGGAGUAUGGCUCUCUGCCGAACGAAUGGGAGAGCUCAGUGUACAAAAAGGCUCUACCACAGCAACUGGCAGUACUGGAGGCUUUUGGAUUGGCCUCUGGUCACCGGACGGUAAACAGGUUGUCAGCCUUGGACGUACGGGUAGCUGGAGGGCAUGGAUAUAUGAUGCCGAAGCUGAUAUCUGGGUCCAGACUCUAGGCAUCACUGGGCAUGUGCGACCUGCGAAUGGAAUCCAAUGGGAGCCUUCUGGAGGAUAUCUUCUGUCGACCAGCGCGGACCAAACAACCAGACUCCAUGCACAAUGGCUGCGCGAUGGGAAAAAGUCGUGGCACGAAUUCUCCCGGCCACAAAUCCACGGCUAUGAUUUAAACUGCAUUGAUACACUGGGACCGCAACGUUUCGUAUCAGGUGCCGAAGAAAAGCUUCUACGAGUAUUCAACGAACCCAGACCUAUUGCCCAGUUGCUUGAAAAUCUUUCUGGGCUCGCACAGACUGCAGAGGGCGAACUUCCAGAUACAGCGCAGAUCCCAGUACUGGGUUUGUCCAAUCAAGCUGUGGGUGAGGAAGCCCCUGUGGAAUCAGAUACGGUUGAGGCCGAGGGCGCGGGGCAAGGCCAUGCAUAUCAAGCGAUACUAUCGAAUUCGACCCGCCCCCCUCUCGAGGACCAGCUGGCUCGUAACACCUUGUGGCCCGAGCACGAAAAGCUUUACGGUCAUGGAUACGAGAUAUCCGCCGUGGCUGUGAGUCACGACCGCACCGUCAUCGCUACUGCGUGCAAAGCUAGCUCAAUAGACCAUGCAGUGGUGCGCCUGUACGACACGACCGACUGGCACGAAAUUCGUCCAUCACUUGCAGCGCAUACUUUGACUAUCACAAGCCUCUCUUUUUCUUCUGAUGACCAGUACUUGCUCAGCGUUGGACGAGAUCGCCAGUGGGCAGUUUAUCGUCGAAGUGAAUCAAAACCCUCGGUUUUUGCGCUCAUGACAUCCAACCCGAAGGGUCAUUCGCGCAUGAUUCUUGAUGCGGACUGGGCUCCUGCAUCAGAACCUUACCUUUCGAUAUUCGCUACAGCGGGUCGAGACAAGUCGAUCAAGCUGUGGCAGAUAACGGGUGAGUCAGUCGAGUGUAAAGCUACCAUUCCUGCGAGGAGCUCAGUCACUGCCAUCUCAUUUUUCCCACAUGCGUAUAAUGGGUUGCUCUUCAUUGCAGUGGGGGAGGAUGACGGGAAGCUCUCGAUCCAUCAAAUCAACGUGGACAAUCUAGAAGCCAGCCCGCUAGUGAGCUUUGAUAGAGACAACUCACCGUCGAAAACUAUCACGGAGCUAUCAUGGCGCCCCGUCUCACAUCUGAGUGAGACGGGAGAAGGGAAGGAAAGCCUAGAACUUGCUGUCGCAAGCGAAGACACUUCAAUACGUAUAUACAGCAUCUCAAGCAUGAUGCCCGAGCCGUGA
This is a messenger RNA of Aspergillus versicolor CBS 583.65, 3978 nucleotides long. Its product is annotated as Elongator subunit ELP2. Gene Ontology annotation, biological process: fructose metabolic process; tRNA wobble uridine modification; regulation of DNA-templated transcription. Bases 1 to 3978 code for a protein of 1325 amino acids. Gene Ontology annotation, cellular component: elongator holoenzyme complex. The record is from RefSeq and is a predicted model, not a curated record. NCBI's taxonomy places the organism in Eukaryota, Fungi, Ascomycota, Eurotiomycetes, Eurotiales, Aspergillaceae. Gene Ontology annotation, molecular function: ATP binding; sequence-specific DNA binding; protein binding. The transcript has 13 exons.